This is a messenger RNA of Colletotrichum costaricense, 369 nucleotides long. RefSeq lists its product as uncharacterized. Bases 1 to 369 code for a protein of 122 amino acids. Lineage: Eukaryota; Fungi; Ascomycota; Sordariomycetes; Glomerellales; Glomerellaceae. The transcript has a single exon. The record is from RefSeq and is a predicted model, not a curated record.
AUGGAUGCGCAUCUCUGCCCGUCCGUCAGCAUCACGGGAACAGAUGCUGGGGAACCGGGAAGAUCAAGCCUUGGGGAGGAGACAAGAGGAUGCUCACGCCCGGAACACGAGCUUUCUUCAGCUGCAGGGCUCGGCCGCUCGUGUUGUGUUUACGAAUCCAUGCCGCAAUUACGACGAAUGCCAGCGUCGCAUCCCUUCCUUGGAGCUAUCAAGCCUUCAAACUCACAUCUCUCCCUUGGCAUCCUUUUUCCUCUUCGAUUGGUGAGCAUGUCUCGGCGCAUUCGAGAAGCAGCGCCUCGCCCACAUUGCGCUGCAACAGGCCAACAGCUCUCAAUGAUCAUGGCCAAGUCAGGACAGAUUUCGCCUUGA